AUUGCUAGUGAGAAAGGCAAAAUGGGCAAGAAAUCACCAUCUAAAGAGCCACCUUCGAAAGCUUCAGGCAAAAGUGUUUCCUGUAAAGUUUACUUACUAGACGGAGAAGGCGUAGAUAUCCCUAUUGAUAAAAAUGACAUUGGCAAAGCACUGUUUGAUAAAGUAUGCACCCAUCUGAACCUCAUUGAACAGGAUUAUUUUGGUUUGACCUACGCAGAUGACAAAGGACCUGGCCAUUCAAAGGUAUGGCUAAAUUUGGACAAGAAAGUUUCCAAACAGAUGAAACGUAAUGCCUGGGUUUUUGAAUUUGCUCUGAAGUUUUACCCACCUGACCCAUGUCAGCUGAGGGAGUAUCUUACAAGAUGGCUUGUGUCACUUCAGAUCAGAAGAGAUUUACUCAGUGGAAAGAUUCCGUGUACAUUCACCACGUAUGCCAUCCUGGGGUCUUACAGCGUUCAAGCAGACAUCCAUGACUUUGACCUGGCUACUCAUGGAAAUCAUUUUGAUUACAUUAGAGACAUGACCUUUGCACCUAACCAGACACCAGAACUGCUAGAGAAGAUUGCAGAGCUUCAUAGAUUGCACAAAGGCCAGGAACCACAUGAAGCAGACAAAAACUUCCUCGACAAUGCAAAAAAACUGGCCAUGUAUGGUGUUGAUCUCCACAAAGCAAAAGACUCUGACAACAUUGCUGUUAUGGUUGGUGUUUGCUGUAGUGGUUUGCUGAUUUUACGGGACAAACUUCGACUUAAUCGUUUCGUGUGGCCGAAAAUUCUGAAGCUGUCCUACAAACGCAAUCACUUUUACAUCAAAAUCAGACCAGGAGAGAUGGACAGAAGUGAGACUACAAUCAUGUUCAAAUUGGACACUCAUAGAUUAGCCAAACGUUUGUGGAAAACCUGUGUAGAACAUCAUGCUUUUUUCAGACUGAGAGAGGCGGAAAAGCCGGAUAAUAACCUCACCUUUCCACGCUUCGGAUCAAAGUUCCGCUACUCUGGCCGAACUCUGUAUGAGAACAGAAACGCACCACUUGUCAACAGACCACCUCAUUACUUUGAUCGCCCAUCACCAUCAAAAAGUGGAAUGAAAACCAAAGGUGGAUAUUCACACAGCAUGGACAAUG
Messenger RNA from Candidula unifasciata, 1123 nucleotides. NCBI's taxonomy places the organism in Eukaryota, Metazoa, Mollusca, Gastropoda, Stylommatophora, Geomitridae. The record is from the annotation of a GenBank genome assembly.